CCGCUUCACUCCCACCUGGUUUUUUGAGAAACAGAAUAUCUUCUAAUCUUUUCUUUUUUCUGCUUUUUUUUCGGUUAUGGACUUAUCUCAGUGUAUCGUCAUCGUCGUCUGUAUAUAAAUACAAAGCUUGUGCGUCUCCGAGAUGUCUCUUCGUUUCCCUUGCUGCUCUGCUUUGGUUUGUCGUACAUCGCCGCCGAUGGAGAGGUGAAAGGAGGCGAAGCCCCGUUGCUUUUACCGGGGCGAGUGAGGAAAGAGAAGAGGGGGGUGAUAUUUACCGGUGGAGCCGGGUUUCUUUUUGAAUGGUUUUGGGUUUGGUAUGUUUAAUUAAGGAAUAAUAUAUCUUGUAAUUCCCUCUUGAUUUUCAUUUUGGUCAAAACCUUUUUGAAGGGGACCAGCAUAAACGACAUCUUAUAAAUAAGAAAUGGGUGGGUGUUGCUGCCGUCCAGCCAGAAGAACUGAAUCACAUGGACCACCUCGCUACUUCUAUUGCCCAGAGGAUUUUGAGGAGAACGAACCUUUGUCUUCCUCUCAUGAUAUACCAUCUGCAGUUCCAGUGCUUCCUGUAGUUCCUGUUCUGAAUACUUCAAUCCCUGAUUCUCGUCAAGAACCUAACGCGCUGCUGCUUCAUGAGAAUUUUGCUCUCGCACACUCUAAUACUGAAAGGGCUGAAAACUUAGUUAAAAAUGAGCGCCGGCAGCCAACCGAUACUGUACCGAUGGGAGAUGUACAGAGGGACAGGUUUGAAGGUUCUGACAAAGAGUCAGAAGUCAAGAGUGUUUCUGAAUUUGUAAGCAAUUCUCCUAAGAUUAAAGAGAAGCUUUCAAAGUUAGAAGAUUCAUUACUUCUAGUUUCAGAUGAGGAGGAUGUUUGUCCCACAUGUCUUGAAGAAUAUGACGCUGAAAAUCCACGGAUUAUUACAAAAUGCAAGCAUCAUUUUCACCUUUCUUGCAUUCUUGAAUGGUUUGAGAGGAGCAAUACCUGCGCCAUUUGUGAUAAGAUUAUGGAGGUUGAUAAUAUGGCUCUCUUUGACCAAACCUUGUAGACAUAUCUUUGUGAAAGGGAAGCACCGAUUUCAUUUUUUCUUUGCUUAAGCUAUUUUCGUUGCUGAAUCAAUCUAAACUGCAUACGUUUGAUCUCCUUCUUCAAGCUCCGACCACAACAACUUAGUGGAAUUUUUUUGAAAUUGCCUCAAGGAUUUUAAUAUAAAUGGAAGUCAAAGCACAACGUUUUAUGUUCAAAAUCAAGCCUUUUUCACAUCCCAAAAUUCUCAUUUUUUUAUCUGGUUGAUCUGAAUAUAGGUUGGAUGAAGAAAAUAUGUGAGCUCGAGUCGGUUAUCUGGGGUUUCCGUUGUCUUUUUUUGUCUAUUAUGAUUUUUUCCUUCGCAUGUACAGGUUCUCUUCUUCUUCUUCUUCUUUUCUUGUUUUUUGUGUGAUAAUUCUUCUAUACACUAUGUCUGCUAAAUCUGUAUAGCUGUAAAUUCUUACAGUGCUCGUCAUGUCUGUCAUUUGUUUGAACUUUCUUAAGAAUGAAUAAUAGAUUGGAAUAUUUUGUUUUAUUUU
Messenger RNA from Phalaenopsis equestris, 1559 nucleotides. RefSeq names its product probable E3 ubiquitin-protein ligase RHB1A. NCBI's taxonomy places the organism in Eukaryota, Viridiplantae, Streptophyta, Magnoliopsida, Asparagales, Orchidaceae. The transcript is spliced from 5 exons. The coding region runs from base 422 to 1042 and encodes 206 amino acids. The record is from RefSeq and is a predicted model, not a curated record. Gene Ontology annotation, molecular function: ubiquitin-protein transferase activity.